AUGAUGCGACCGGAGGUGCGGCGGCCUCGUCCCGGCUCCGUGGGAACAGCCGCAUUUGUUUCAACUCUACAAGUUUAUCAUCCUUCUUCACAACGACGACAACGUCGUUUCAUUGCUCAGAUCUUACGGUCCAUUGAAUGCUGCUUUCCUUUUCGCCGUACUAUUCGCUUUGAUUUGUGUCUGUUCUUUUGGCGCUUGUACACUCUUUUUCCCUACAUUCCUUAUCGUUCCGUUAUGGUCGCUCAUCGUCAUAUCCGUCGCCAAACCUCUGAUCCACUACCCGCUAUCUCUGCUUCUGGUAUUGCCAGCAAUGGGAUCACUGUUGACGAUGUUACUACUACAGCCACGACUUUGGCUUAUGAUUCCUCAGCAACCACCACCGACGUCGACUCUGGUGUGUCCGUCGUGUUCGAGACCCCCUCAUCUACUGCCAAAGCCAAAUCGACUACUUCGUCAUCAUCCCAACCAACUGUCUCCGACGCAGCAACCACAAAGGAAAUUCCCAUAGGCACAGUCAUAGGAGCUUGUGUCGGCGCGUUUGCGGGAGCCGUGCUCCUUAUUGUAUUGGGCAUAUGGAUUUAUAAAUGUGCCAUACCCAAAGCGAAGUCUAAAGAUCCUGCCCCUACCAUGUCUGCGAGCCGCAAUGCUCGCGGAGAACACGAGCGGUCGCGGUCCCGGCUCGAGAACUGGGACAAGCUUGUGGACGAUCCUCAAUCAGAGGGUAAGUACCACAUGAAGGAAGUUGAUGGUGGAGUGAGUGUAGCUCCCAUGGAGAAGCUCACUAUGUUCAACAAGUCGCCGAGCGUGCGAACGGCGUACACCCACACAACGGAGGAGCCGCCACAUUUCGACCUUGAGCCUCAUCCAUUUUCCCCUUAUCAUUCCAAUCUUGCCAAAGAGCUGGCAUCAACCGAUGUCAAAGAACCCAUCAGACCGUUCGCUGGUAGAGCAGAUUCCGCGGCCAUGUCUUGGAAUUCCACAGCCAACGAGUCUUUCCUGUCCCUUCGCUCAGCCCAUAUGUCGGGUUCCAUGUCUCCGUCAUUGGAUAUGGCCAUUCCAACUCCACCGUUGACUUCUUCGGAGCCACAUCGUUGGGAAUCAGCGGAGGUGGUGAAUUUUGAUGAUCAACAGGCCAAAACGGUUGACCUUGGUGAAAACCCGUUCAACAGUCCCACGGAGCGCAGGAGGAGUUUUGGCAACCCCUUCUUCAAUGCUCAAGGAUCUUCCGUGCCAGUUCGCUCCAAGACUCCAGAUGUGCCUCGCAUUCCGCGUAGCAAAAAAGGCAAAGAGCGAGCUGUGAACCCUUUCAGCGACGUGCACGCCUCAGAUCCAGUAUACGCCCAUACAAGCACAACGUCUUCCAUCGAAAAUGACUUAGCCAUACAUUCACUCAUUGCAGCUCUCGAAGGCCGAGAUGACGUCAGUGACGCUCACCUUCGGGCUCCUUCUCUGCAGGCCUCCCUCCAAUCUUCUGCCGUUUCUGUCUACAGUGGCGACGAAUCUGCUGCGAAUUCUUUCCCUUCCCGUUCACAGUAA
Molecule: messenger RNA, 1536 nt
Organism: Guyanagaster necrorhizus
Lineage: Eukaryota; Fungi; Basidiomycota; Agaricomycetes; Agaricales; Physalacriaceae
Exons: 2
Coding region: 1-1536 (511 amino acids)
Source: RefSeq, a predicted model, not a curated record